AUGGCGGCCGCUAGUAGUGGCGACCCAGGGGGGUCCGUCAAGCGUAGAUUGCCGGAAUUCAUGGAUCCUACCAAUCAAUUUGGAGAGUUGACGUUUCUGCAGAUGACCGGAAAGGAUGGUGCACAACUACCAAUCAACCCGUACAUAAUUGGUAAGUCGGUGGAAGCAUGUGCCGGUGGAGAAAUUGAAGAUGCGAGAACAGAAGCAAACGGAACCAAAUAUACCUUGCAUGUCCGUAAUCCAACCCAAGUUGCCAAGCUACUAAAGUUGACGAAGCUCAUCGAUGGAACCGAAGUAGAAGUCGUUCCUCAUCCAAAAUUGAACAUUAGUAGGUGCAUAUUGUCUUCCUCCGAACUGAUCCGGAUGGAAGAGAAAGAUAUUUUGGCGGAAAUGAGUAGUGAGAAAGUGAUCCGUGUCCAACGAAUCACCAAAAAUGAGGGAGGAAAAAAAGUCAACACACCUGCGCUAAUUCUGACCUUCUGUACCACAACAUACCCGGAAACUAUGAAAGUGGGGCUGAGACGUCUACCCACUCGCCCAUACUUUCCCAAUCCCAUGCUCUGCUAUGGUUGUUUCAGUUAUGGACAUACUCGCAUCCGUUGUCCUGGACCACAACGCUGUGUCAAUUGCUCUAACAAUUUCCAUGGCGAUGAAUGUAGCGAAGCAUCCUUAUGCUGGAACUGCAAAGGAGAUCAUCGACCCACCAGCCGACAAUGCCCGGUGUACAAAAAAGAGGUUGAUGUGAUUAAAAUUAAAGUACGUGAAAACAUAUCCUUUCCUGAGGCCAGAAAACGCGCUGAGCUGCAAACAGGUGGCAGUUACGCCCAAGUAGCAGCCCAACAAAACGCACUCGAGAAGAAGCUAUUAGAUCUGGAAGCGGCCAUGGUAAAAAAGGACCAGGAAAUUGCUAGGCUGCAAGAAGAAAGCAAAAGGAAAGAUGAAAAAAAUGAACAGAUGAUGUCGUUCAUCAAUCAGGUAAAGCAACAAAAUGUUCAUCAACAUCAACACCGUAGCAACGAGCAAUCCGCCAGCCAAGAAAAACCACGCCACAGAGAACAGAAAAUAGCAACAAUAGCGACAACUGGCUCAAUCACCCGAUCGAGGAACAACUCGCCAGCCAUUCAGGAGACGAAGCGUGGACGUCUCCCAAAAAGUGAUAGUAACAAACCGGUCACUUCUCCAAAUACAAGCCCACCCCCGAAAACUAAAAAGGCUACUACUGGCACGUUCGACCUCACCGAAAUGGAUUAUUCUGAGGAGGAACCAGAGGUAUCGGAGACAACGUCAAAACAGCGUUUUCGAUAG
Aedes albopictus (Asian tiger mosquito) is the source of this 1305-nucleotide messenger RNA. RefSeq lists its product as uncharacterized. The transcript has a single exon. The record is from RefSeq and is a predicted model, not a curated record. NCBI's taxonomy places the organism in Eukaryota, Metazoa, Arthropoda, Insecta, Diptera, Culicidae. Bases 1 to 1305 code for a protein of 434 amino acids.